AGCGUGCAGCUCUCGGUGACAUUAUCAGUUAAAAAACAAAAAUCCGGAACGAAUAAAAUAAAAGAGUGACGAUAAGAUCGUACAAGUGUUGAUUCGAAAGACUGGGGUACCAUGGGGAAUCAUUGCUGUCAAGGCCAAUCUGAACUAGCGGAUGGUUUUGAAGUGGAAAGACGAAUGGGUUCACGCGGAAAUAUCCAACCAUCCGUCGCUAUGAUGUACCACGACGACGACAAGAGGAUCGAUCCGCUACACAAGGUCAACGAAUAUUACCAAAUCUUGCGCGAAAUUCAAACGGAGAAUUUAAACAAAAUGCGCGACCAGCUGAAAAAAAAUCCCCAACUUUUCCUGCUAAACAAUCUUAUCUUGGCCAUCCAGUUUUUUGACAACUUCGACAGGGAUAAAGAAUCCAUCCGAUCGACAAAAACAGAUCAAGAGACGGCUGUCAAUAACGCCUUGGGAGACGUCCGACGAGGCUGCCAUUACGAAAGUGCGUUAACCGAAAUGGUUGGACGGGCCUAUCGUUACCAGCCAAAAGGAGCCAAUCUACCCGAAGUCGUGAGCAACACGCGCUACAACAUCAUUCACCGGAAUCUUGAAGUCUACCCACAAGAACAGUAUUCUUCGUUGGUUUGCAAUGAGUACACAUCCGCCGACGACCCCAUCUACCGUUUCUGCAUGGAAGAUGUCGAAAAAUUGCCAGGCUGGAUCAAGUUGCGCUGCGUCGACAUACCGAAUGGCCACCGCAGUUCGGAUGGUACACACUCGACAACCUACGACAGAGUGGACAACGAUAGCGAAAGUUACUAUGGCAAAUCAAGUGAUUAUGACAGUCCAAAGUCGAGCGUCCAAUGCGACAGUAUACCGUCGGUGAAAUCAGGCAGCAGUGGAACCACGCCCGAGAAAAUAUUGGCCAGCCAAGAAAUCUCAAAACGUCCGCCAAUGGCAACACCGGAUGUCAGUUCAUCAUCGUCGACGGACGACGAUGGCGGUGAUCAGUUUCCAUCAACAGGACCCGAGUUGAUGAAAGAGAUCGCGAACCGAAUGAAAGGCAAAGAUAAUCGACCGACCGUCUCACCUGUCCCGCUAUCGGACGAUUACGGCCGCUUACGAGCACAAAAACAGGCUCUUAUAGUUCCUACCCUUCCGGCCAAAGUGAAAACUAAACGACGCGGAGUCAAAUCGAUUGAAUCUUCAAGUGACGAUGAUUACGACUACACAUCCAUUAACGAUCUUCCCCGUCCACUCGACGGAUCGAAAUUAGGACAAGUGCAAAAACCACGGAAUUCGGCACUGUCUUCCGACUGCUUCCAAACUAUUAAAAUUCGAGUUGUCGAUUCGGCAGAUAACCCAUUGGGACUCGGCGGACUGUUCGAACGGAAAACGUAUCUCUCUUCGACGGCAUUCUUCAGUCAAUUUGCCGAAAUGUUUUACGAAUGGAGUCAAAAACUGGACCGUAGUUUGCAAGACGCUAGCAGCUACAAGGCAGCCAUCUGUUGUACAUUGAUUAAACCAGCAAGUAAUUGCCAGUACAGAACAACUGUGGAAUUCUUCCCCGUCAUCCCCGUUAACCAAUGGCCUGACAUUGCUCGAGAAUGGCAAAAUCGCAAACGGACAGCCGUGCUGGACAAGCGAACUAAUAUCCAAUAUCGAUGGCCUCAACCUACUCAAGUAGAAACCAUAGUCAAGCAGGGCUGUCACCUCAGCACGGAGGGCGGGAAAUCCCGUGGACGGACAUCACCCAACGCGAAAUUAGAAUGGCAGUUUAGUUUUGGAACAGCACAAGACGCUCUGCUGUCUUCGCUAAGCGAGCCGCAUCUUCGUGCUCUGCUAUGGGCGCGCUUAAUAUUCCAUCACGUUAUAGCUCCGAUCGGAGUUUUAUCGCAAUGCCACGUCGAGACCGUCUUCUUCUGGCUAGUAGAAUCCAAUUACAUCGACUGGAACGAAGCUUCGCUCGGUGAGAACGUCAUGAACAUCUUCCAAACACUGUACACCUGCAUACAGCAACGUAAAUUGCAGCACUACUUCAUCCGGAAGCGUAACUUAUUCAGCAGCAAAGCUCCAAAAGAUCUGGUCAAAGCUCAAGGAAAGAUGUUCCGGUUAAUUGAAAAGUUCGUCCCACUAACGAUGCAGGCCGCCAAACAAUUACAAACGUCCAAUUCGACUUUCCCUUUCCCCGAUUUGACGCGCUUAUGGGAAAUCGUGACCACCCCGCUAACUCUCGCAUCCAUCAAUCCCGGACUUGCCAGUUCAAACAAACAUCUCAGCACCAGUGACACUAGCUUAAAUGGCGUCAAGAAGAAGCCUGGCAAUCGGGGUAAGUCGAGCGACGAAGGAUUUUGGGAAGCAGUGGCAAAGCCUCCGGCGGGCGAUAAAACACGCGAUCUCCUACGAAAAGAACGAGCGCGUAUCGACGCUGAGGAACGUGAAAAACGUCAAGUUCCAGUUGCUGAAGCUGCAGACAAAGCGGAUAUUAAGAUCACAGCAUUUAACAUUAGUCAGACGAAAGUUUUGCUCGAGUUCUUUUGCGAGCAUUUCAUACGCAUGGCCGCGUCAUGCAACAAAAUCCGUGCGUACGACAAAAGCACGGUAUUUUUAGAUCAAGCCUUCAACUUGGCAACGCUGCUCAAAGAGGAAAGGUUCGACGAAUCGGCUGACGAUCUUUUAGAAGUUAUCGAGAAACUUAGAAGCGCUGCCCAUCAGGGUCAGUUCACGGAGCCUAUAAUAAACAUUCCAGGAUCGCCUUGCGUUUUUCAAACAGGUGUAGAAGCACCUGUUGGACGGCCGAUAUCAAAUGGUGGACCUUAUCGAAAUAGCAGCCUGUCAAGCGGUGCCAUUCGAUUAACUCCUCUACCACUAACGCCAAGUCAACAACCGUUCCAUUUCAACAAAGCAAACGGACACGUCCCGUCUAAAUCUGCAUUAAGUUACGAACAAGAUUUCUUAAACGGUCCUAUGAUACAUUCAACGAGCGUCGAGAAACCCAAAGGAACAGCGAACGUAACAUCGGCCGUCAUCGAAAGCGUAAGAUCGAGCGAAACGGAACCGACGGACCAAUUCGACAGCCCACCACCGAUGCACAGAACGUUUAACAAAACAAUGACGUUAUCGGAUGAUGACGAAUCAACCGAUUUUUAAACCAAAAUUAGCAACCCAACUGUUUAGAAUAUCUUAAUUUUGUUUUUAGGACUGCAAUCGAAUUGCAUUUUUUUUUAAUGCUCGCUCGUGUAAAGUUAUUAAAUGUCUUAUUCAUUUCCCGCUGUCCCCAUAUUAAUAUUUACGAUCCUUCUUGAAUUAAUAUAAAGCCUGUUCAAUAAAAUGUGAAAUGUCCAACUUACCGUAA
Molecule: messenger RNA, 3340 nt
Organism: Daphnia carinata
Lineage: Eukaryota; Metazoa; Arthropoda; Branchiopoda; Diplostraca; Daphniidae
Exons: 3
Coding region: 112-3135 (1007 amino acids)
Source: RefSeq, a predicted model, not a curated record